CCCAGUGAUGAAUUGAAAAGAGCCAAACUUUACGCCCCUCAAGUCUUUAAAUAUGCAACAAGAAACAGAUAAAAAGGGCCAUCCAUCCCAAAGAGACAACCUCUAACGGGAGAAACCCAGCAGGGAUGUGGGGAUCAAGUCUACUCUUACGUAUUAACAAUCCUCACAUUUAUAUUCAUGUCCUAUUCUAAGUUUCAACUGCCUCUCAUCUUUGCUUAAUUCUCUGCAAUAUAUUACACACAUUACCACAAAGUUUCUAAGAGAAAAAAAAAACAGAGAUGAGAUAUGUUCGUACAAGUAGCCUUAAGAGGCUCUUCUCAUUCAGAAGACAAAGUUUUGAUGGAGAAAUUCCAAAAGCUUGUGGUUUCAAUGAUACAAAUACCCCUACUGCUGAUGCUGCUACUGCCACAACACAGACACCUCAUAGACCCACAUGGAAAUGCUUCUCUUUUCAAGAAAUUUUUCAUGCCACAAAUGGUUUCGGUUCAGAAAAUAUGGUUGGGAGAGGAGGGUAUGCAGAGGUGUACAAAGGAGUACUAGAAGAUGGAGAAGCAAUAGCUGUAAAAAUGUUGACAAAAGCCACCGAUGAUGAGAGAAAAGAAAAGGAGUUCUUGACAGAAAUUGGGACACUUGGUCACGUUUGUCAUCCCAAUGUCACGUCACUUCUUGGUUGCUGUAUUGAAAAUGGACUUUACCUCAUUUUUCAGUUUUCCUCUAAAGGCUCUGUUGCUUCAAUUCUCCAUGAUGAGAAAUCACCCACUAUGGACUGGGAAACAAGGUACAAAAUUGCAGUUGGGACAGCAAAUGGUUUAUAUUACUUGCAUAAAUCUUGUCCUAGAAGAAUAAUUCACAGGGAUAUCAAGGCUUCAAAUGUUUUGUUGAGUGAAGAAUAUGAGCCACAGAUAUCAGAUUUUGGACUAGCAAAAUGGCUUCCAUCACAGUGGACCCAUCAUUCUAUUGUUCCAAUUGAAGGGACUUUUGGGCACUUAGCACCAGAAUAUUUCAUGCAUGGCGUAGUUGAUGAGAAGACAGAUGUUUUUGCAUUUGGAGUGUUCUGCUUGGAGCUCAUUUCUGGAAAAAAGCCAGUUGACAAUUCCCAUCAAAGCUUACAUAGCUGGGCUAAACCUCUUUUGAGCCGAGGAGUUAUAGAAGAAGUAGUUGAUCCUAGUCUAGAAGGGACAUUUGAUUAUACACAACUUUAUAAACUUGCCUUCGCUGCUUCUCUUUGCAUUCGUGCUCCUUCUGUAUGGCGCCCUACCAUGAGUGAGAGUACAUGCGAGCGUUCACCUGCUAAUCUAUCUUCAAGCACUAUAUUUCCACGCGAUGCAGAAAUCGACCAUACUGCUUGUCAUGCUCAGUGACUUGUAUUCGGGGACAACAUUCGGGUUGGAUUGAAGUGGUUUCGGUCCCUUCUUAAUGACAACCAAAGCUUGGAAGUCGCUUGACUGAACAUAAAUCUUGAAUCCAUUCUUCCAGUGAGAAUAGUGUUGUCCAUUAAAGUAUGGAGGUCUGGUUGAUGAGUGACCAUAUUGAAGAAGUGCUCCUGGUGUCUGAUAGUUUACCAUUAUAUCUUUGCUCACGUACGGUUAAGCAACUCUUUGGUGAGGCAUGCUCUGAUACCAAUUGAAAUUCAAGAAAAGGUGAUGAAUUAAAUAUUUUUCCUAAGUUGACGGAUCAGUCUUAACAGUCAACUCACUUGCAGAUUAGUAUACUGAACAAAAUAGAUUAAACUUAAAUGUGUAAACAAAUAAAUAAGUAAGCAAGAAAAUAACAUAGAGAUUUAUCCUAGUUUGGAACACCGAUAUGGUGCUUACUUCCAGUCCCCUUGAGUUACACGAGUUUUCUUAGAGCUUUCAAAGUAGAGUUGGAGUACAGAUGGAGUGAAUAAUUUCUGAAUCUUAUUUUGUUAUUCAAAGCUUGUGACAUAGCCUCAAUUGAUAUGACUAAUUUUACUUGA
Molecule: messenger RNA, 1957 nt
Organism: Capsicum annuum
Lineage: Eukaryota; Viridiplantae; Streptophyta; Magnoliopsida; Solanales; Solanaceae
Product: probable receptor-like serine/threonine-protein kinase At5g57670
Exons: 8
Coding region: 279-1361 (360 amino acids)
Biological process (GO): protein phosphorylation
Molecular function (GO): ATP binding; protein kinase activity
Source: RefSeq, a predicted model, not a curated record